AUGUUGCAGAAAACGGGUAGAGGACUGCUUGCCUUGCUGUUGAUAGUGUUGGAGUGGACCCGGCCAGGCCUACCGUCCCCGCUGAGGCCAAUCUGUGACCUGAGGGUCCUGAACCAUUUCAUUAAGGAAGCACAGGACACAGAGGUCGCUAUGAAGUCAUGCAGAGAAGGAUGUAGCCUCUCAGAGUCUGUCACUGUUCCCCAAACCAGAGUUGAGUUUGAUGUCUGGGAGAAGAAAAAUGCACUGGAGCAAGCUCAGGAGGUGCAGUCUGGCUUGUGGCUCUUACAACAGGCCCUCGGCUUGCUGCGGACCUCAGUCACCAACACAGCACUGCACAGCCACAUAGAUAACUCCAUCAGAAACCUGCUCAGCAUCAACGCUGUGCUGCGUAGCCUCAACAUCCAGGAAUAUACCCCACCAGCAAGUGCAGCAGGGCUUGAAGGAACAUGGAGAGUAUCCUCGGCAGCAGAUUUGCUUCAAGUCCACGUCAACUUCCUGCGAGGCAAAGUGCGCCUCCUUCUUUUGGAUGCGCAGGCUUGUCAGCAAGAUGUCAGCUGA
This is a messenger RNA of Chelmon rostratus (copperband butterflyfish), 558 nucleotides long. It is a transcript of the gene epoa, whose product is annotated as erythropoietin a. Gene Ontology annotation, biological process: nucleate erythrocyte development. Lineage: Eukaryota; Metazoa; Chordata; Actinopteri; Chaetodontiformes; Chaetodontidae. The record is from RefSeq and is a predicted model, not a curated record. Gene Ontology annotation, molecular function: hormone activity; cytokine activity; erythropoietin receptor binding. Bases 1 to 558 code for a protein of 185 amino acids. The transcript has 5 exons. Gene Ontology annotation, cellular component: extracellular region.